AAACAAAAGAAAGUCAAGAAUUGCAUGCUGUUUGAGCGAAUUCUCUUUUUUAGUUUUAUAAAUGGGCUUUUUAUGGGGAUCUGAAGUUUUUGUAUUUCUCAACCAAAGACCUGUGGGAAGGUGCAGCAGAAAUGCGGCAAUGGGUCUUUAUCAGUUCUUUCAUUUAUUUGUUUGGGAAAUUUCUGGUUUCUGAUCAUUCCUCAGCUGUGAUGAUCCCAAAGGAGUUGUUGAACGAAAGAUGAUAAGAGGAUCCAAGAUUGAUUUCUCUACAAAAAUGGAGGAUAAGCGUGUAAAACAAAGACCCCAGAACAAGGAAGAAAGGAAAGAAGUGGUCAGCAAGGGGUCUCAAGAAGUGUUAAAUUCGGCGUCAAAUGUCCAUCUUGCUGAAGUGGCUAGAGGAGCUCAGGAUUUGAACCGAGUAAUUGAGUCUUGGCCGGAAGGGAUUAGCUUUGACAGGAAGUCCAAAGAUAUUGCCAAAGACUUGUUGAAAGGUGCUCUUGAUUUGCAGGAGAGUCUAGUGAUGCUAGGGAAAUUGCAAGAGGCGUCACAAUUUAUGGCAAAGUUGAAGAAAACGUCAAAAGAGAAGUCUGGUAGAGUUGAGAGGGCUCCAAGGGACUGUUACGAUGAGCUCCGGGAGGUGAUAAGGGAGAGCUUUGGUAGACAGAACUUGUUGCCACCCACCAGUCAUCCUAUCCAAAGGGUGUCUUUUGAAAACAGAGAAUUGGACUUGUUUCCAGAUGUGCCCUCCACUAGCUCAAGCCAAUCUUCCAUUGGAAGGGCUAGUUUUCAUAGAAGUAAAACGGCUUUCGACGCUGAUCUCCCAUCUUCUAGCUCAAGCCAGUCUUCAGUGUUUCAGUCCCAAGAAAUGCCCUCUUUUAGCGGUUCUAUGCCGAAAGUUAAGGAGCAUAAGCCAAAGCGUCCAAAUUUGAUUGCCAAGCUUAUGGGUCUUGAAGAAUUUUCUCCGAACCCCCUUCAAUCGACUUUGCAGAGGGAUUUAGAGAAGGACAUGGUUUUCAAUCAAAGGAGACCCAUGUUUGAAAUGGAUUUGCCAAAGGCGAAGAAACCUCCUGUCGCCAAGAAGGUUGAUCCAAAAUGCAAAACUCUGGAAGAGAUCAUCGAAACCAUGCAAUUCAAAGGGCUGUUGAAGAGCAGCAAGUUUGUUGAUGGGCCAAAGCAUGAAACUUGCCAGCAAGAUGUUUCCGGUUCCCCUCUUAUUGUGAUCAUGAAGCCUCGCCAUUCUCCUGAAAAGCUUCUUCAGCCAGAAAGGAUGAACACAAGUACAUCUCCCUGUUACGAAGGCUCUUACACUAAAGAAAUUGUCAGGAAAACCAGAAAAGAAGAACUUUCGCCCAAUGUAAGUGACAGAGUUCUUGAUACUACACACUAUAGAAAUGUAAGGGCAGAAAAUAGUAAAAUAAAGAAGCCAAUUCAAGAAAAGGGAGCCAAGGAUCAAGGAGGAACAACUGCAAUUCCAAAUGAAAAUCCAACCAAGGUUCACGGAAGACUGUCUUCUGUUAAGACGGAGGCUUCUGGUCCCGGGAAGUCUAGGCAACAGAAUAAUAAAGAAAUUGUUGAGAAGAAGAUUGACAAGAAUCAGAAAGUUGAUCAUAAUUUGCAGAAAAAAGAAGGUAUGAAGAAUGUGAAAGCUAAUGAUGGAGCUAAAUCCCGCGACCAAACUAAACUCAGAAAAGCAGAGAUAGUGCCACCACAUGCAUCAGAGAAACAGAAUACACAGAAAAAAAGUAGAGCAUCAAAUCUUGCUUCAAAGACUGUCACUGCUACUGCAUCUCGUAACUCCAGAAGCAGGAAGAAUGUGAAAACAGACAAACCACUGGUACCAAAGCAGUUUAAGGAUAACGAGGAGAAGGAUGGGCAUAUAAAUCUUACAUCCAACAAGGAGGCUCAUAAAACUGGCAACAUAGUUGAAGCAAUCGAGGAUCUUCAAAUUCAGGAAGUUUGUGAUGUUAAUGAGAAUCCCAUCACCGAUGAUCAUAUCAGCACUUUCGGCAGCGAUGAGAGUCUUCCGUGUGAAUCGGCCAUGCCAAGUGUGAUCUGCGAGGGGAUUGGACAUUUGAGAAAUGAUGAAGAUCAUGGCAGGGAAACCGUUUCUUUCGAAACUUUGUAUUCAUUGAUUGAAAGAGAUCUUUUGGGCAAGGAGGUGGUGAAUGGAGGGUGGGAUUUGGGGUGGAGUAAAGGCUUUAGUUCAGAUGAAAUGAAUAGUAUAGUUGGUGACUUAGAGAAGCAUGUUUUUUAUGGUGUCAUUGAGGAUGCACUUGCAGGUUUUGCCUUUUAGUUUCUUGUGAAUGUGACACCCAAAGGUGUUGUUAUCUCCUUCCUUAUUUGAGAUGUCACAUCUUUAAUGCUAAAUAAGUAUUUAAAUUCCUAUGGCCCAUUAAGUUUGUUCAUCCUUUUUCCAUUUUUGUUUUUUUCAAUAAACAGAAUAAAAUACUUGUUCUGUU
Cuscuta campestris is the source of this 2459-nucleotide messenger RNA. The record is from the annotation of a GenBank genome assembly. NCBI's taxonomy places the organism in Eukaryota, Viridiplantae, Streptophyta, Magnoliopsida, Solanales, Convolvulaceae.